AUGCCUGCCCUUCUUUCCUGGCUACGACGAAUCUAUUCGCUCGACACCCUCGACACUCGCUUCACCUCCACCGCAACUACCCCCGGGGUCACUGCCGCUGACACGAGACCUCCAGCCGCCAAAGAUGCUCGAGCGAACGCUAUCGCCCAGGGCAGGCCAGCGCCACUCUGGCGCACGCCUGAAUUCUUCAUCUACUAUCUCUUCUUCAUCACGCUCGUUCCAUUGAUGUUCAAAACAGUUGUGGAUGCUUCCAAGGACACACAUCCUAUCUAUCCCACAUACUCCCACCUUCUUUCACAGGGCUGGAUCCCCGGUCGUCUUGUUGACAACUCCGAUGCGCAAUACGCGGGCUUCCGCGACAAUUUCCCUUAUCUUUUGUUGCUUCUCAUUGCUCAUCCACUUUUGCGACGUAUCUAUCAACGAUGUACGGCGCCUUCGAACGCGGAUCACAGAAUUGCCCGAUCCGCCAAUGCCGCUGCAGAUGGGCAGCUAGAGCAGCGCAUGCGCUUUGACUUUGCAUUCGGCCUCGUAUUCAUUACCGCGCUUCAUGGCAUUUCGGCCCUCAAAAUAUUGGCAAUCCUCGUCAUGAACUACAAGAUUGGGAAAAGCCUCCCCCGGUCUUAUGUUCCUAUUGCGACGUGGACCUUCAAUAUCUGCAUCUUGUUCGCCAAUGAGUUGUGCAGAGGGUACCAACUUGAGGUCCUUGCGACGAUUAUUUCCCCGGGCCCCGGGUCCUCGGGUGAAAAACACACCCUACUCGUUCAAUGGGCCAAGAGUCUCGAUAGCUUUGGCGGUAUCAUGCCCCGAUGGGAAGUCCUGUUCAAGGUCACGAUUUUGCGUCUGAUCAGCUUUAACAUGGACCACCACUGGAGUCUCCACUACCCUACGGCCAAUGCGCUCGAAAAGAAACAACUCGACCCCGCGAAUCUCUCUGACCGAGAUCGUGUCAAGAUCCCGCCUGAGCCUUCAGCAUUCAGUCUGCGAAACUACAUCGCCUAUGUUCUCUAUUCACCCUUGUUCCUCGCCGGUCCAAUCCUCACCUUCAACGACUACGUCUCGCAGCAACGCUACAAGGCGCCGUCGCUGACCUCAACACGCACCCUGCUUUACGGCAUCCGUUUUCUUCUCACUUUGUUGUGUAUGGAGCUUAUUCUCCACUACAUUUACGCCGUUGCCAUCUCAAAGUCUUCCCCGAAUUGGUCUCUCUUUACGCCUGGCCAGCUGAGCAUGCUUGCUUUCUUUAACCUGCAUAUCAUCUGGCUUAAGCUGCUGAUUCCCUGGCGAUUCUUCCGACUCUGGGCGCUUAUUGACGGGAUCGACCCCCCAGAGAACAUGGUGCGCUGCAUGUCGAACAAUUAUUCCGCCCUCGCAUUUUGGCGUGGCUGGCAUCGUUCGUACAACCGCUGGAUUGUCCGCUACGUGUACGUGCCUUUAGGCGGAGCCGGCGGUGGACGAAGUCCUUCCGGAACCAAGUCAUCCUCGCAGUCAGGUCUGAUGUCCAAAUUCUUGCAAAUCCGCAACUUCUUGUUAGUGUUCACUUUUGUGGCCCUGUGGCACGACAUCAACCUGCGCCUGUUGAUGUGGAGCUGGCUCAUCACACUGUUUGUGUUGCCCGAGGUAUUGGGUGGAAUGCUCUUCCCUGCCAGCCGAUGGCGCUCACGUCCCACUGCAUACCGUGUUUUGGCCGGCAUCGGAUCCGUGGGCAACGUGCUUAUGCUGAUGAUUGCCAAUUUGGUGGGCUUUGCGCUCGGGCUCGAUGGUCUUCAAGAGCUGCUGAGUAGCCUUACCGGGUCAUACUCUGGUGUGGCGUAUAUGAUCUCUUGCUGCGCCGUGCUCUUCGUCGGAGUGCAGGUCAUGUUUGAGAUUCGUGAAGACGAACUCCGAGCCGGUAUCAACUUGAAGUGUUGA
Messenger RNA from Penicillium oxalicum, 1908 nucleotides. RefSeq names its product putative glycerol:H+ symporter (Gup1). The record is from RefSeq and is a predicted model, not a curated record. Bases 1 to 1908 code for a protein of 635 amino acids. Gene Ontology annotation, cellular component: endoplasmic reticulum. Lineage: Eukaryota; Fungi; Ascomycota; Eurotiomycetes; Eurotiales; Aspergillaceae. Gene Ontology annotation, biological process: GPI anchor biosynthetic process. The transcript is spliced from 4 exons.